GUCACGGAGGCCAAGUCAAAGCUGGAGGCAGCUUCUGGAGAUGCACUCUGGUGGCAGCAGGGCGGAAACGCUGCGAACGUGGCUUCGAUGCUGCGGGAUCAUGGCUUCGUGGUGCUCGAUAACUUCCUGCCACCGGAUCUUGCCAAAGCGCUUGCAGAUUCCGCACAGGAGGCCUACAGCCAGAACCAAAUGGGUUCAGGCGUUCUGAGCACAGGCGGCGGCUUCGCUCGUGGUGAUGCUGUUCUUUGG
Molecule: messenger RNA, 249 nt
Organism: Symbiodinium pilosum
Lineage: Eukaryota; Dinophyceae; Suessiales; Symbiodiniaceae
Source: the annotation of a GenBank genome assembly